GCCAUGGCCUUCGUGCUCAACCCGCGCUCGCCGCACUCCGAGGUCCGGGUCGGCGAGGCGGUGCGGACGCAUGCCGAGGCCCGGGCGCUGCUCGCCGAGCUCGGCGUCUCGGAGGUCUCGCUCGCGGCCCCGCCGUGCGCGCUCCUGUUCCGCGACUUCGACCUCGAGGACCGCGUGCUGGCCCUUCCGCCGCUGAAGCAGAGUGGCUGGAGGGAGGCCUACUCGACAUACAUGGCCUUCUUUAAGGCGAAGCAGGUUCCGGCGCUGAUACCAGCGCGGGAGGACACGCAGCGCUUCUUCUUGCACGACAUCGACCCCGGCAACGGCCUGGUGGUCUACUUCGGGGUGGACGAGGGCUUCAGGCGCGACAUGCACGAGCUCGCCACGCGCUUCGCGCGCCCCGGCGCGCGCCUGAAGUGGGUCCACGCGCAGGGGGACGACUUCGGCGUGAGCUUCGCGAAGAGCGUCAAGCUGUCCAGGGGCGAUUUCCCGGAGGUGGUCAUCUGGGAGUUCGGCGAGACGGAGGAGAGCGACAAGGUGCACCGGAUGUCGGAGAAGCUCCCCGGCGCUGCGCUGGCGAAGGAGUCCGUCGAGGCGCUCGUGGCGGGCUGGCAGGCCGGCUGGGCCCCCGCGGCGGAGGGCGGCUCAGGCCGCAGCGCCCCCGGCGGCGCGCCGAAGGCGCUUGCCGCGGCGGAGCCCGCCGCCCCCGCGCAGCACGCGGGCGCGGACGCGUCGUGCACGGCCGGGCGGGCGGCAGCCGCGUGGGUCUUCGACGACGCGGCGGAGCCCGACAGGCGCGGCGAGCCCCUGACCGAAGACAUGCUGCAGUCGCGCGGCGGCUUCACGCUCGUCCAGGUCGGCGACGUGGGCCUGCUGGUGCCCCCCGGCGGCCAGCCGGGCGCUCGCGCCGUGCGGCGCUUCGCGUCGUUGGAGGCUGCCAGGGCGCACGCCGCCAGACUGGCCGCGGCCCCCUCCUUCGGCGGCGCCGCCGCUCAGCCAGGCGCUCUGGCGCCGCCCGGCGCCUUUCCGUGCCCCGUGGGGGCGGACCUGCCCAGCUGCCACGCGUGGUGCGAGGGCGUGCUGGCGCUCCCGCCGAUGCAGGUCGCCGCCACGCUGGCCGGCAAGCCCUGCGCGGGUGCGGUUCCUAAGGCGCUCUCAGACCCGCCCCGCUGCGUGUGCCGGGCUGCCUCGGAGUGGCCCCGGGUUCUGGGAGGGGCCCCGGAGCCUUUCGCGUACGCCCGCAGUGCGUCUGGGAGAUACGUUGAAGCCUCCGAGGCUCUGGGAGAGGAGUGA
Molecule: messenger RNA, 1293 nt
Organism: Prorocentrum cordatum
Lineage: Eukaryota; Dinophyceae; Prorocentrales; Prorocentraceae
Source: the annotation of a GenBank genome assembly